AUGGCUGGACUGUGGCUGAUGCAUGGUGAUGGUGAUGACAUCCGUCAGUUAGCGCAUGGCGAUGGACAUUUCUUCGAAGCCUUGGGGGAUGCUUCCGUGGUGAAGAUCCAUGAGUUUGGAGCGCAGAGUCUGGGAAACACAGGCUGGGCAUUUGCCAAGCGACAGAUCCUGUUACCCACUUUGAUGGAGGCUGUCUCUGCAGCUACAUGUGUCCGCGUGCGCGAGAUGAAGCCGCAGCAGCUGUCCAACCUGGUGUGA
This is a messenger RNA of Cladocopium goreaui, 258 nucleotides long. NCBI's taxonomy places the organism in Eukaryota, Dinophyceae, Suessiales, Symbiodiniaceae. The record is from the annotation of a GenBank genome assembly.